Bombyx mandarina (wild silkworm) is the source of this 1245-nucleotide messenger RNA. RefSeq lists its product as uncharacterized. Gene Ontology annotation, molecular function: transmembrane transporter activity. Lineage: Eukaryota; Metazoa; Arthropoda; Insecta; Lepidoptera; Bombycidae. Gene Ontology annotation, biological process: transmembrane transport. Gene Ontology annotation, cellular component: membrane. The record is from RefSeq and is a predicted model, not a curated record.
CUUGUUAUAAGUGUCACGGUACAACUGAUGUCUGUCAAAGCUAUCUUGCGUGGCGCUUUGCCAGUUGACAUAGCUUUUCGUUCAAUGCACUCGGGAUCAAUAUGAAAUGAACGCUGAUCGCGACAUUAAUGUCUAAAGGGUUGACCGCACAGCGUCAGCAUCACCGGCUCCUGGCCAUCGGUUUGAACACCUCUCUUCCAUUGCAGUUCCUGGAUAUUACAUUCUAAAUAUGAAUUUCUCCAUCGAUAUCGGCCUGAUGAACUUUACCCCGUGGAGGCUUCUAACCAUUGUUAUGGCUCUACCCCUGGGCAUCAGCGCGAUUGGCCUGCAGCUUUGCAUAGAGAGUCCCAAGUUUUUUAUCAGCAUCGGGCGGCAGGACGAAGCAGUGAAUAGUCUUCAAGCGAUUUACAUGAAGAAUGGUGGAAUCAAAAACAAAUACCCGGUACGGAACGUGUAUAUAAGUCAGGAGACGAGCAGGAAGGGCGAGGGGAAGCCGCUACUGCAGUCCCUGAAGGACCAGACCUUCCCUUUGUUCAAGCCGCCGCUACUCCGCCGGACCGUGCAGCUGUCCUUUCUGACCUCCGUUAUUUACAGCAUCAACAACAGUCUCGUGAUGUGGAUGCCGUCCAUCGUCCAGGCCUUCGCUUACGGGAUGGACUCGGCCGGCGCCGGCUCCAUGAGCUUAUGUGAGAUCAUCAUCAGCACGCAGUACCACAACACUCCUGUUGAUUCUUUGACCUGUACCUCAUCGCUCGAGGAACGCACGUUGUUCUCGGGGAUUUUCCACGGCCUCCUGUUCUCUGGUAUCACCGUGUGCGUGUCCAAGUUCGCGGCGCACAAGAAGGCGCUCCUCAUAGCGUUCCUGGCGAUACCGCUAGUGUCCAGCGCGGCCGCCGUGCUCAACCAGGACGAGUACGCGAGCCUGGUGCUGUUUGUCGGGAUGAUGAUGACUAACUUGUGCAUGGGGGUUUUGUUCUCCUAUUACGUUGAGCUCUACCCGACCUCUCACAGAGGCAUGGCGGCGUGCCUGGGCGUGAUGGUGGCCAGACUCAGCGGCUUGGCGGGGGUCAACUUCAUCGGUUCGUACGUGAUGACGCACUGCGCCGCCACAUUCUACGCGUUCAGCGCUUAUCUGUUCUGUGGUAUAGUGGUAGCAUAUUUUCUCCCAGCGCCGGUCGCGAAAACGGACGCAGAAUGUACAAAUGAAGCCUGAAGGUUCACAUCCUGCGCCGACUUGUUUCGUAC